AUGGGCUAUUUUUCUUUAUCAAUUUUACAAGAGAAAAAAAGUCAAGAACAAAAAGGUCAAAACAAAACUUUUUAUUUAUUUUCGCUCAUAACCGAUAUCUAUCAACACAAUUUACUGACGCAGCCUGGUUGCGAAGUAUUGAACUAUCUCCAAGCCAAGCGCCAAUUGGAUAAAAAAACCAUUGACUAUUUUGGCUUAGCCAAUCCCGAAGGAAAAACAGUGGCUUAUGCCGCUCGCAAAAUUGGGGAAAUAGCACCUGGGGAAGGAAAAUAUAAAUAUUUACCUAGUUAUCAGCAUUAUCAAAAAUCUUUUUUAUUAUAUAAUUACUCAGCAGUGAAAAAAAAUCGUGCCGAAGAGUGCUAUUUGGUCGAAGGAUUCUUUGAUGUAAUUAGUUUGAAUAAAAUAGGGGUAGAAAAUUGUCUAGCACUACUAGGAACCAAUUUAUCAGAAGAACAAAUUAAACUUCUAAACGCAUUAAAGAAACGAAUUAUUCUCUUUUUGGAUAGCGACAAAGCCGGACAAGAAGCCACUAUUAAUUCAGCAGUACAAUUAUUAUUGUGGGAAAUCGAUUGCGAAAUAAUAAAAAAUUAUUACUCUGGCGAUCCCGACGAAAUUUGUCGUCAACUUGACCAAGAAAAGGAGAAAGAAUUAUUGAAAGCAGCUAAGCCAGUAGUAACGCUUUUCUCAGCCAUUGGUAGUUUACAAAAAGAAAUUUCUGAAAAGGAAAAAGGAACCAAAAAAAAGAAAGUCUUACCCGGAGAGAUUGAAAAAUUAAAAACCGAAUUAAAAAAAAAGGAAAAAGAAUUACAAAAAUUGGGCGAGGAAAAAAUUACUAAGGGCAAAAAAGCCAUUCGUUUUCUGCUCCACUAUAAUCAAAAUUUGGUGAAGUACAUUGUUAAGGGUUAUUCUUCUUUCGGGGGCAAAGUUGACCACGAGGAAUUGACCGCCGAGGGAAUUUCUUCGCUACCGAAAGCGAUUGAGAAAUUUGACUUGAAUAGUAAAAAUCGCUUUGCUACUUAUGCUGAAAAGAAAAGUGUAAUUUACUAUGAUAAUAAUUAUCGCAAUGAUGAUAAGGAGAGCAAAUCUUAUUCGUUAGUAGAUACUUUGCACGAUGACGAAAAUACUGAAUUAACUGCUAACCAGGUUCGCCACCAAGAUACGGUAAUUCAAACUAAUAAUCUAAUUAAUUCCUUAGGAAAUCGAGAGGCAAUUUUGUUAGUUAGAUUAAUGUAUAAAAUAACUCCUUCCAAUUUAGUUGAUAUUUAUUAUUUAGCGACCGAAGAGGAAAAAAAAGAGUUAAAAAAAAAGAUGAAAUUGGGUGAUAAAUCUAAUCCAGAAUUGCUGGAAAAAUACUCCUUUGAAGAAAAAAAAAUUAGUAAUUUGCCACUGGUCAAAAGUUAUUUAUCGUUAUUCGCCAAAAGUUAUAAGUUUUCCGAAUUAAGCAAGAUAAUUAAUAAGUCCGAAAAUGCCGCUCGUAAGUUAAAACAAGAAAGUUUCAAGAAAUUACAAAAAUUAGCCAAAGAAAGAAAUUUGCACUUUUUGGUUAAUCCUCAAAAGUCCGGAAUAUGUAAAAAAGUGGGAGUCCUGAAACCCCGCAAACCUAAUUCCGCUAACCGAGCCUACGCCCGAGUAGUAUUGAAAAACAAAAAAGAAAUCACUGUUUAUAUUCCUGGUGAAAAACAUAAUCUACAAGAAUAUUCUUCGGUGCUCAUCAGUGGUGGCGGAGCCAAGGACUUAUCUGGAGUAAAAUACCAUGUCAUUCGUGGUUGUGGUGAUACCGAAGGAGUAAAGGAUAGAAAACAAGUAAUUAAAAAACAUCCAGUUAAACCUGAUAAAAAAUUUGCUUCUCCGGUGGUUAGUCAACUUAUUAAUAAGGUAAUGAGGUGCGGAGAAAAAAGAAAGGCCACCAACAUAGUUUACCAAUCAGCCGAAAUAAUUGAAAAAAAUACUUCAACUCCUUUUUUAACUAUUUUAGAAGGAGCUUUGGUUAAUGUUAAACCAGCUAUCGAAAUGAAAAGUCGCAAAAUUGUAAAUGGCGCCAAAGAAAAAAAAAGCACUAACCCUAUCUAUGAAAAAUUAGCUGAGGAAAUCAAAAACGCUUACAAUAAAUCCGGUGAAGCCUUCAAGAAAAAGGAAAUCCUCUACAAAGAAGCAGAAUCUGGCAGUAGUGGAGAAAUAAUCAGACACCAUCCAAUAAUUCCUUUUAAGCAUUAUCGGAGAAUAGCCGAGCAAAUUGCUUGGACUGAGGAGUCUAAAUAUCGUAAAGGUUAUUAUGAAUUGGCUAAUAGGAAUUGUGAACAUUUCGCUAAUAUGAUAGUUUACGGAAUAGAUUAUUCCGAGCAGAUAGAAGAACGCAAAGAAGAAGUUUUUUCUGGGAAAUUAGUCAAAAAUGCUUUUUCUCCUUUCCUUAAUCCCGAUGAUCGCAUUAUUAAUAAUCAUAAAGGUUCAUCUAUUAGAUUAGACAAUGAAAUAAAAAAAAAAAGUAAUAAUGAGCUAGGCUGGAAAACUAAUGAUCGUUCCCGAUCGAUAGAAGCAAGCAUCGAAAUUCAUCCCAAACAAAAGUGUAAAAUAAUGUUUGCUUAUAUUUCAUUUUCCAAAGACAAAGAAAAAAAAUUAGUACAUAUCCGUAAUAUUGGCAUUGCCGCGCAUAUUGACGCUGGCAAAACUACCACCACUGAACGAAUACUUUUCCACAGUGGAAAAAUUCACAAAAUUGGUGAAGUCCAUGAAGGAACAGCUACCAUGGACUCCAUGGAUCAAGAGCAAGAACGAGGAAUUACUAUCCAAUCAGCUGCUACCACCGUCUACUGA
This is a messenger RNA of Ambispora gerdemannii, 2811 nucleotides long. The record is from the annotation of a GenBank genome assembly. Lineage: Eukaryota; Fungi; Glomeromycota; Glomeromycetes; Archaeosporales; Ambisporaceae.